Amphimedon queenslandica is the source of this 1029-nucleotide messenger RNA. RefSeq names its product espin-like. The record is from RefSeq and is a predicted model, not a curated record. Lineage: Eukaryota; Metazoa; Porifera; Demospongiae; Haplosclerida; Niphatidae. The transcript has 2 exons. The coding region runs from base 1 to 1029 and encodes 342 amino acids. Gene Ontology annotation, molecular function: protein binding.
AUGGCACAAAACCAAAAAAGUGAAUCCAGAUCUAGCCUAUGUUGCAAUGCGUUUAGCAAAAGAGAUCAUAAGGAAGCAGUAGAGUUACUACAAUUACAGGAUCCUAGUGUACUUUACCAGUGUGAGCGUACAUUACUUUAUUAUUCCAUAAGGAAUGGAUGGUUCGAUGUUACAGUUGAUCUCAUCACUAAUUAUCAAUUUAAUUCACAAAGUGCUAACUACUGUAAUUAUCUUUAUACAGCUAUUAAAGGUAAUCACAUUGAUAUUGUUAAAUAUCUUCUAAAAGAAUGUCAAUGUGAUCCGAUGUUGAUGGUGACUGCAGGUGAGUACGGCGGUAAAAUACAUGUUCUUCAUUAUGUAGCUGGUGAGGGAUUGCUUGAUGUCUUGAAGUGUAUGGUAAUGAGCAUCAAUGGUCAUAUCAUGGAUAAACAAUAUCAUAAUGCUCGUGGUCAGACUGUUCUUCAUUAUGCUGUUGGACACAUAAAUGUUGUAAACUAUCUCAUUAAUGAAUGUAACUGUGAUAUAAUGGCUCCUGAUAAAAUGGGAAAUAAUACUUUACAUAUUGCAGCUCGUAACGGAUUACUCAAUGUUUUGAAGUACUUUGCUCACAUGUGCAAUCCAUUGACCACUAACAAAAGUGGACAGAAUGUUCUUCACUGUGCUAUUGAACACAUAGAUGUUGUAAAAUAUCUUGUUUCUGAGUGCAGCAUCAAUAUAAUGAUCACCGAUAAUUUUGGACGAAUACCACUUCAUUAUGCUGCCAGUUUGGGUAUUGCUGAAGUUGUAGAAUACUUACUGUUAACUGGCAAAUGCAAUCCUUUGGCCAAAGACAAAAAGGGAAAAACACCAUUGCAACUAGCUAAAGAGAAGUCAAAAAGUGAAGUCAUUAUAGCUAUUUUCAAAAAGUUUGGUAGCAUUAAAAUAUCUCAUCCAAUUGAUUCAUAUGUUAACAUUCUCCUUGAAGUGAUUGAAAUAAAGCAUAAUGUAUUCAACACAGAUGUCACUCCAAUAGAGCUAGGUAUGUUAUAA